Messenger RNA from Gorilla gorilla gorilla (western lowland gorilla), 1161 nucleotides. RefSeq names its product endogenous retrovirus group K member 24 Gag polyprotein-like. Lineage: Eukaryota; Metazoa; Chordata; Mammalia; Primates; Hominidae. Gene Ontology annotation, biological process: viral process. The coding region runs from base 1 to 996 and encodes 331 amino acids. The record is from RefSeq and is a predicted model, not a curated record. The transcript has a single exon.
AUGGUUUCCAGAACAAGGAACUUUAGAUCUAAAAAAAGACUGGAAAAGAAUUGGCAAGGAACUAAAGCAGGUAGGAAGGGUAAUAUCAUUCCACUUACAGUAUGGAAUGAUUGGGCCAUUAUUAAAGCAGCUUUAGAACCAUUUCAAAGAGAAGAAGAUAGUGUUUCAGUUUCUGAUGCCCCUGGAAGCUGUGUAAUCGAUUGUAAAGAAAAGACAGGGAAAAAAUCCCAGAAAGAAAUGAAAAGUUUACAUUGCGAAUAUGUAGCAGAGCCAGUAAUGGCUCAGUCAACGCAAAAUGUUGACUAUAAUCAAUUACAGGAGGUGAUAUAUCCUGAAACAUUAAAAUUAGAAGGAAAAGGUCCAGAAUUAGUGGGGCCAUCAAAGUCUAAACCACGAGGACCAAGUCCUCUUCCAGUAGGUCAGAUGCCCAUAACAUUACAACCUCAAACGCAGGUUAGAGAAAAUAAGACCCAACUACCAGUAGUUUAUCAAUACUGGCCGCCGGCCAAACUUCAGUAUCGGCCACCCCCAGAAAGUCAGUAUGGAUAUCCAGGAAUGCUCCCAGCACUACAGGGCAGGGCGCCAUACCCUCAGCCACCCACUAGCAGACUUAAUCCUACGGCACCACCUAGUAGACAGGGUAGUGAAUUACAUGAAAUUAUUGAUAAGUCAAGAAAGGAAGGAGAUACUGAGGCGUGGCAAUUCCCAGUAACGUUAGAACCGAUACCACCUGGAGAAGGAGCCCAAGAGGGAGAGCCUCUCACAGUUGAGGCCAGAUACAAGUCUUUUUCGAUAAAAAUGCUAAAAGAUAUGAAAGAGGGAGUAAAACACUAUGGACCCAACUCCCCUUAUAUGAGGACAUUAUUAGAUUCCAUUGCUCAUGGACAUAGACUCAUUCCUUAUGAUUGGGAGAUUCUGGCAAAAUCAUCUCUCUCACCCUCUCAAUUUUUACAAUUUAAGACUUGGCGGAUUGAUGGGGCACAAGAACAGGUCUGAAGAAAUAGGGCUGCCAAUCCUCCAGUUAACAAAGAUGCAGAUCAACUAUUAGGAACAGGUCAAAAUUGGAGCACUAUUAGUCAACAAGCAUUAAUGCAAAAUGAGGCCAUUGAGCAAGUUAGAGCUAUUUGCCUUAGAGCCUGGGAAAAAAUCCAAGACCCAGGA